Messenger RNA from Paramacrobiotus metropolitanus, 1135 nucleotides. Its product is annotated as proteasome subunit beta type-4-like. The transcript has 7 exons. Gene Ontology annotation, cellular component: proteasome core complex. NCBI's taxonomy places the organism in Eukaryota, Metazoa, Tardigrada, Eutardigrada, Parachela, Macrobiotidae. The coding region runs from base 195 to 959 and encodes 254 amino acids. The record is from RefSeq and is a predicted model, not a curated record.
UUUUAUUUCCUGCGAUUGUAAAGAUUUUUGUGAAUCUUGUCAACAGAAAAGUUCCCUUUAUUUCACCUUUUUUCGGGAUUUUAGUACCUUCGUAGAUUUUUAAAGAUAUUUGGUUUAUCUAGUGCAUAGAUAUCGUUUCUUUAAUUACGUAAAUUGGAUCGUAGUUUGCUGUGAUUUAGCUGUCGGAUCAGAAAAUGUCACAGAAGUACAACAUUGAUUCCGCUUUACAGCGCGAUCUGAGUAUUUCGAAAGGCCGAGUCUCGGUGUCCUCAAACCAUUCCUCCCAGCCAAAGCAACAUACUUCGUCGCCGAGCGUUUCGGGUACAGCAGUUAUUGGACUGGCUUUCCAAGGUGGUGUAGUUCUCGCUGCGGAUUCCGUGGCAUCUUACGGUAGUCUCUGCAAAUUGCGGACAGUCCCGCGCUUACUGAAGGUCAACAAUAAUACGGUCGUUGCUGUGACUGGCGAUUAUGCAGAUUAUCAGUUCAUCGAGCAACAUAUCGCCAAAAAGUCUAUUGCUGAUUUCUGUUCGGACGACGGGUACGAGUGGUCUCCCAAAUCUCUACACAGCUGGUUGACUCGUGUUUUAUACAACAGUCGCUCGAAACUGGACCCGAUGUGGAACAGUUAUGUCGUCGGAGGUUUGGAGGAAGGAGAAAGUUAUGUUGGUGGAUUGACAAUGCUGGGAAUCAGCUAUAACGCCCCUUACAUUGCUACGGGAUUUGGACGAUUUAUCGCUCAGCCCUUUCUGGCUGAUCAACUGGAAAAAAAUCCCGCAUUGGAUGAGAAAACUGCUCGAGAAGUGGCUGUACAUGCUCUCAGAUUGUUAUAUUAUCGUAAUCGAGAAUCCAGCAAUAAGUACCAGCUGGCAGUUGUCACUAAGGAUGGGGCUGUCGUUGACCCAGUAAAAGAAUUUGAAGGCCAAUGGAACACGGCCUUGAUGAUUCGCGGCUAUGAAUAGUCAGCAUUCUCUUUACUUUUUUGUUAAAAUAUCUAGCUAACCAUAAGCUGUGCGUACGAGCUUCUGUUUAGGAAAAGGCAUCUGAGUAAGUCUUCAAUAUUGUACUUGCGAUGGCAUUCAUUUCUGGGAUAUGUGUUUACGAUAUUUUUUGGCGAUCAAUAAAGGUUCCAUAACGG